Messenger RNA from Mercenaria mercenaria, 1203 nucleotides. RefSeq names its product IgGFc-binding protein-like. The transcript has a single exon. Bases 1 to 1203 code for a protein of 400 amino acids. The record is from RefSeq and is a predicted model, not a curated record. NCBI's taxonomy places the organism in Eukaryota, Metazoa, Mollusca, Bivalvia, Venerida, Veneridae.
AUGCACUACGGAACUUCCUUUGUAACUGGAUUUAUGAAGAACUGGGUAGACAACAAUGGCAUUCCGACAAUUUUCGUAACAUGUCCAAGCGGCGAGGCAACUGUUUCUAUUUCAAUACCACAUCUUCAAAUUAAUGAGGAGGCAUCUACAGUGGGUGGGGUCCUUACAAAAUCAUACUCGACCACACUUUCGUCAGCAACAUCCGGUUCAAUAUCUACUAAGGCAGUGUUUAUUACUUCUGAUACUCCCGUCAUGCUCUUUUCCGGAAGCAUGAAAAGUGGAAGCUCUGAUAUCAGUUUUGUUUUACCAGAAACUUCACUCGGAAGUAGUUACAUAAUUUCCGGCCAUCCGUCAACAAACGCGGGUUUGGACGAAUUUCUUGUUAUUGCUACAUCAGACACAACUCAAGUGACAAUUACUUUAAAAACUGGAUCACAGGAAACUAUAACCCUAAACAGACUGGAAACUUACUAUCGUGAGGCUACAGAUAUGUCCGGUACAAUGAUUAGUGCAGAUGCACCAAUAUCUGUCUUAUCUGGGCAUGGGUGUGCAAACGUCCCAGAUAACAAUGUUAGCUACUGUGACUAUAUUGGAGAAACAAUGCCACCAGAAAGCUACCUUGGUUCUGUCCAUGUUUUAAGUUUUAUGAAACCACGUCCUGAUUUCACAGUCAGCAUUAUUGCUCCUAACGAUCAAACUUCAGUCAGAAUACACGACGACCUUGGCAAUAUCCUUGAAACCUUCUCCUUAAUGGCUAGGGAAGCAGCGUUUCGAACCUACACAGGCUCAGCAACUAUUUCUGUAACAAGCAGUUUACCUGUCCUCGUUACCCAGUAUGGCCAUGGGUCUUCUCUAGUAUUAGGGGAUCCCUCAGUGAUGGUUAUAUCUGAUGUUAAUUUCUUUGGAUACGUAUAUGACUUUUCUGUGCCUGCUGGUUUUAACGCUCCAAGUACUUUGGCGAUUGUUAUGUCUGAUGCUUAUUCAACUUCGGGUUUCCUGCUUAACGAUAUGUCGUUGAUUACAACGCAAACAAAAACAAUAAUUAUUCCGGGCUAUGGCACUUACAAUGUACUCUAUGCUGAUGUAGAAGCCGGGUACAACCAUCUCUCCCAUUCGCAAGGAAAUGCUGUCUCCUUUGGAGCAUGGAUAUAUGGCCGCACAAAUAACCAAGAAUAUGCCUCGUUACUUGGAAUAACUGUGUAA